Cryptococcus amylolentus CBS 6039 is the source of this 1308-nucleotide messenger RNA. RefSeq lists its product as hypothetical. Gene Ontology annotation, cellular component: membrane. NCBI's taxonomy places the organism in Eukaryota, Fungi, Basidiomycota, Tremellomycetes, Tremellales, Cryptococcaceae. The record is from RefSeq and is a predicted model, not a curated record. Gene Ontology annotation, molecular function: iron ion transmembrane transporter activity. Gene Ontology annotation, biological process: iron ion transmembrane transport. The transcript has 4 exons. The coding region runs from base 1 to 1308 and encodes 435 amino acids.
AUGGAUGUGCCAGACAUUCCAGAUUCAUCUCCCCGGAGUGGCGAAAACUCUCCUCUUCUCGCAGCCUCCCCUGCGCCCUCGAUAGUGGACUCGGAUGCGCGAGACCCCUCGACCUCAACCGCUCGUAGACUGUAUCUCUCCCACUUUCUAUCCACCUGGAACUCUCGCGUAUUUGAAUUUGGGGCCGUCAUAUACCUCACAUCUAUCUUUCCGGGAACGCUGCUGCCAAUGUCAAUCUACGCCUUUGUGCGAGGACUUUGGGCGAUCGCAUUCGCUUCUGCCAUUGGUGCUUUCAUAGAUCGGGAGAAUCGUCUCAAGGUUGUCAGGAUAUCCAUUAUCUCCCAGCGUCUCUCAGUCGCAAUGUCAUGUGCAAUCUUCUACUGGCUCGCCAAGUCUCCUUCGACAGACCGGACUGUCCUGGUCCUGGCGAUGGUUGUCCUCGCCCUUCUGGCUUGCAUAGAGAAAGUCGGUUCCAUUGCGAAUACCGUUUCUGUCGAGAAAGAUUGGGUAGUGGUGGUCGCCGGCGACGACUCGUCAACUCUCGCCACGCUCAACUCCCAAAUGCGUCGUAUCGACCUGGUCUGCAAGCUAUUGGGACCGCUGUGCAUCGCCCUCUUAGACGGAAUACUUGGCCAUCGCCCAAGUAUAUUCUCGGGACGACCGGCUGAAAGUACCAAAGUCGGUUAUCGCCUUUCAAACCACGAGAUUGCCGCCGGUCUCCAUUACCGACUCCUCACCCCCGCCUACUCCCCCGUCUGUGCUGCCUGCGCAAACGAGUCUGACCUUGGUCACGACGAAGUCUGCCGCCUCCGCGAGACAUGGUCCAUCCGCCGCCACGACUCGAUCAACCGAGUCAUUCACUCCUACCUCUCCCGCGUCGCCGGCGCCGUCGUCACACUCGAACCCUCUACCCAAACCGGGCGACGAAGAAACGACCUUAGGGUGCGAGGAGGCGGAGGAGGGCUGAGGAACGUCGACUACGACCUCAAGGUGUACGGGCUGGAGGACAAGAGCGUGUAUGUGGUUCAGGGAGGGAAGCCGAGGGAGAUGGAGUGGAUCGACUGGGUGCGAGGACGGAUGGUGGCGUGGUUGAGCAAGAGGGACGCAGAGGUUGUCGAUAAGGCGCCGAGGAUCUACGGGGGGGCAUUCCGCCCCCUUGUACUUUCGGCGGGCGGUCUCAUGAGCGAGGAAACGGCGGUGGAAUGGCGUAGUUGGCGGAAGUGUCUAGAGAAGGAAGUGUGGCACGGGCUGCAUAGUAGGGUGGCGAUAGAGUUAGUGAAGGCGAGGGGGAGGACGUUGUGGAUGUAG